AUGGAUACGACGGCGGACGAUGCCGGUGCGACAGCGCCAGAUGCCACGACAACCACUACGACGACGACGACGACGACGACAAUCGUGGAACGCCCCGGCAUGCGCAUUGUGUGCCCAGGCGAUGUGAUCACAGAGGAUCAAGGCUACAUGCGCGGGCACGGCACGUUCAUUCACGACGGCCGGCUGCUGGCCAGCGUCGCCGGUGUGGUGGAGCGCGUGAACAAGGUCAUCAGCGUGCGGCCCGUGCGCACGCGGUAUGUGGGUGAGAUUGGCGAUGUCGUUGUGGGCCGCAUCAUGCAGGUGGGACAGCGCCGCUGGCUCGUGGACACGCAGUCGCGCCUCAGCUCCGUGCUGAAGCUGUCGUCCGUCAACCUCCCUGGCGGCGUGCUUCGGCGAAAGUCUGCGAGCGACGAGCUGACGAUGCGGCAGGUGUUGGCAGAGGGCGACCUCAUCAGCGCAGAGGUGCAGGCCAUUUUUCAGGAGGACGGCACGCUCUCAUUGCACACGCGCAGCCUGCGGUAUGGGAGGCUAGGGCCCGGCAUGUUCAUGCGCGUGCCCUCUGUGCUGGUGCGGCGGUCCAAGAACCACUUCCACACACUGCCCUGCGGCGUGGCCGUGGUCCUGGGCAACAACGGGUACAUCUGGAUUGGCGCGUCAAUGGAGGAGGACACCACACAGGCGAGAGAACACGACCAGCACAUCAUCACGGAGGAGACGCGGCGCCGCAUGGCCAGGGUACGCAACGCCAUCUCUGCGCUCGCCCACCGCAUGCUCAGCAUCUUCGACACAACCAUCAUCUUCACCUAUGACGACUCGGCACACUUGGAAGAGAAGGAGAUGUUGCAUCCCGAAGCCAUUGCCACCAUCACCCAGCGCGCAUACCUCCUCUGCACAGACCAGCUCUAG
Molecule: messenger RNA, 906 nt
Organism: Salpingoeca rosetta
Lineage: Eukaryota; Choanoflagellata; Craspedida; Salpingoecidae
Product: Rrp4-PA
Exons: 1
Coding region: 1-906 (301 amino acids)
Biological process (GO): TRAMP-dependent tRNA surveillance pathway; nuclear polyadenylation-dependent rRNA catabolic process; exonucleolytic trimming to generate mature 3'-end of 5.8S rRNA from tricistronic rRNA transcript (SSU-rRNA, 5.8S rRNA, LSU-rRNA)
Cellular component (GO): cytoplasmic exosome (RNase complex); nuclear exosome (RNase complex)
Molecular function (GO): RNA binding
Source: RefSeq, a predicted model, not a curated record